AUGUACUCGCCUGGCCUCCUCUUUGCUAUUGCUUGCUUACCCCUGCUGGGUGUUGUCGGCCAAAAGACACUAUGCGACACCGAGUGCCAGAAGGGAUGUGAUGCUGCCUGCCAAGCUGCCAUCCGAGGAGCAUAUGAAGCCGAAUCUCGUUCUUGGGUUGGGGAUGUCCUGACCGAUCCCUUCUUUGUGACGACUAAUACAUCCUCCGCUACACCGGGGGACCUGAUUCGCUGGCAAGAUAUCCCUUCUUCACAGCUCGCCAACAACUGGACCAUUCCCGCAAGUCUGUCUCUGUCACGAUUCAUGUACGUGACGGAAGACGUGGACCGCAAGCCCAUACCCGCUUCGGCGUGGGUGCUUCUCCCAUUCACGGCCACCGGAGACGGUUGCGGCAAGAAACUUCGAACUGUGGUCUGGACUCAUGGCACAGCCGGCCGCAGCCGACAAUGCGCGCCGACGAAUAACAGGGGCCUCUACUACGACUGGCAAGCCCCGUUCGUCCUUGCUGAGAUGGGCUACGCGGUCAUCGCCCCCGACUACUCAGGCCAGGGCUCUGAUAUUCCCCAGGGCUUCAUGUACGAGGCGGGGUUUCUUCACGCUGCUGAUGCAGCGUACUCUGUCGUGGCUGCCAAGAAAGCUCUCGGAACCCUCCUCGGCGAAAAAUGGGUUGUGUUUGGUCACAGCGAGGGUGGCAUGAGUGCAUGGCGGACCAACGAGCGGAUGGCUAUGGCGAAUCAGGAAGCGCUGAAACAGGCUGGAGAGCUCGUCGGCUCCGUGGCUGCAGCUCCCGCACUACGGCCGCAGAAGCUGAUCCCGGAUUCCAUGAAGCGAGCAGGCAACGGGCCGGCUAACGACCCGUUCUCGGUAUACUUUUUGCAGUCCCUGUCCAAGUUAUACCCGGAUCAGAUCAAGAUUUCAGACUACCUGGGCGAUCUCCCGUUGCAGCGCCUGGGAGUCCUGGACCAAUCUUGCAUCAUAACCGGCUCUGCAGCAGUCGGCAACUUUACACCAACUCAGCUGUACAAGAAUCUGGGCUGGCUUACCCACCCAGCAACAGACGACUGGGCGGUGAGAUACAAUGGACAAGGGCCGCACCCACUAGCUGCGCCAAUGUUGGUGAUCCAGGGGAUGGCUGACACCACGACCCCAGCUAACCUGACCAUGGCGGACUUUGACUUGACAUGCUCGACCUACCCGGAGAGCCGUGUUCAUGCGAGGCUGUAUCCUGAAAUGGCCCACGGGCAGGUCUUGGAGGCUGCCAAGGGGGAUAUCUUGGCAUGGAUUGCCGAGAGGUUCGAGGGUACUCCAGUAUCGCAAGGAUGUUCUAAAGAGAACGUGCAGCCACUUACAGAUCGGUAUGGCCGGGAUGGGGUCUUUUGGACAGCCAGUGUGGGCCAGUUUUAA
Molecule: messenger RNA, 1404 nt
Organism: Thyridium curvatum
Lineage: Eukaryota; Fungi; Ascomycota; Sordariomycetes; Thyridiales; Thyridiaceae
Exons: 1
Coding region: 1-1404 (467 amino acids)
Biological process (GO): lipid catabolic process
Molecular function (GO): triacylglycerol lipase activity
Source: RefSeq, a predicted model, not a curated record